AUUACACUACAAAUCCCAGCAAGCAUUUCUCCUUCACGCACGACAACAAACCGCUGUGUUCUGGGCACAAGACCGUUUAGACUUGUUCUCCGGUGGAAAUGGGAGGAUUUUUGUUUUUGUUUUUUUAGAAUAAAUUGAGCACAAUGAGCUACUCUGCAUUACUGCGACUGUACACUGGAAACAGACUCCUGUUUGUCUACAGUGGUGUCAGUCUUCGCCUGCUUAGCUCCAGACCUCGAUCUGUCCGUAGCUUAAGAGAAAGCCUGCGCCUCCUGCAGCUGCCUGAGGAUGAGGUCAGCAGCCAUGCCGCAGUCAAAGAAGCCUACUUGUGCAUGGCCAAACUGUAUCACCCUGACUCUGGAGCCCCUACCGCUGAUGCUUCUUUAUUCUCCCACAUAGAAGAGGCUUACAGAGUUGUACUAGCUCACUUAUCACGGCAAAAAUCUACAUCUCAGAACACUCAAGAAGAGGAAGAGGAGGAAAAGGUUAAAGGUCAUACACCACAACACAGACAAUACCUCAGCUAUGAAGGCAUGGGCUCUGGAACACCCAGCCAGCGUGAACGACAAUAUCGGCAGUUCCGGAUGGACAGAGCUACAGAUCAGGUGUUGGAGUACCGCUACAAAGCCAUGGAGAAAGCAGCAGCAGAAGAAGGAGCCAUGGUUCAGAGGGAUAUGCGUCUGCGAAGCAAGAAGAUCCAGAUAACACAGGCUAUGGAGAGGCUGGUUGAGGAUCUCAUCCAGGAGUCUAUGGCACGCGGUGAUUUCCGCAACCUCGGCGGCGCCGGCAAACCACUCAACAAAUUCGAGCACAACCCCUAUGCAGACCCCAUGACCCACAACCUCAACCGCAUCCUCAUUGAUAAUGGCUACCAACCUGAAUGGAUCGUGGCACAGAAGGAGAUUAGAGAGACAAUUGAGAAGAUGCGCAAGAGACUACAGAAUGUCCGGGCCAGACUUGGAGACCCAAUGAAACACACUGAACAGAUCCAGUGGAAAGAACACUGUGCCUCUUUCUCUGACGAACUGGCUAAACUCAACAAGAAAGUAGACGAUUUCAACUUGAUCGUACCUCUGAUGAGUUUGCAGAUGGUUCAUUUUAAUAUGAAAAGAGAGUUGGAUAAAGCACUGAAAACUGAUCAACAGCAUAGAAAGGAGAAGGAGCUAGAGAAAGAGAGGAAGCGUAUAGAAGAGAGCGAGAAUGCAGCAACCUCUCAGCAGAACAGUAAGCAAGGUCUUAUUACAUGGAUGCAGAGUCUGCUCAAAUGAAAGGAUGUCUGAAUAAUGCUGUAUUUCAAAAUACUGCUGUAAACAGCAUCAAGUUGAGGAGAUUACACAAGUCUUUAGAAUGAUUUACAUUUUAUUUGACUGUUUUAAAAGAAAAUAUAAUCAGCUCAGUUCUCAUGAUGACACUCAUUGUGACACAUCAGCAUCAUGUAAAUAAAAAGCAUAUUUAAAGUUA
Messenger RNA from Tachysurus fulvidraco (yellow catfish), 1461 nucleotides. It is a transcript of the gene dnajc28, whose product is annotated as DnaJ (Hsp40) homolog, subfamily C, member 28. The record is from RefSeq and is a predicted model, not a curated record. The transcript has 2 exons. The coding region runs from base 144 to 1268 and encodes 374 amino acids. Lineage: Eukaryota; Metazoa; Chordata; Actinopteri; Siluriformes; Bagridae.